AUGGCAGGAGCAGUUGCAGUUGAGGUGGCAGCAGGAAAUGGGGUCCCGGGACUGAAGUCAGCAGGUGACGCUCCUUCAUUGGCAUCUCUCAGUUCGGAUGAGAUUCGUGAAAUCAAGGAGUACGAGAAGCUGUUGCGAUUUCGCGAUGAGGUCGUCAGCGGGUCGCAUCCUCGCAUCAAACCAUCCCACUUUCCAGGGAAAACCGCCCAAAACCAAAACUCGGUUUCUCUGCCUGCCGCUACCAGCUCUGCUGCGCCAACAGCUCCUCGACCAGCCGCUGCAAAGAGCGCCGCAAACAACGGUCGCCCGGUAAUUGACACUUCCCAGUCUCAGCAAGCAAACCAACAACGUGCGCAGGUAAACAUGACCUCGAGCUUACCGGGUCUCGAAACACUAUCCGGGGUACCUGGAAGCGCAAGGCCACCCGGGUCUGGGAAGCCUGAGAUUGAUCCAGUGCUCUUGGAGAAGUCCGAUGGCCUGAUCAAGGCUGAGAUUCAGCUGCAGCGGCAACGCGUGGAGCGCAGUCUGAGAGAGCAACUCGAGCAACGUCGUCGUGCCGCCAACAAGGCAUCGGAGCAGCUGGCUGAACUUGAUGUCGCCGACAUCCUAGCAAAAGCCAUGUCACUGGUCCAUGCGACCCCUCCUGCGCAGUCUACUGACGACACAGCUGCUAACGCCUCAGCGUCGAGCGACUCGUUUGAUGAUAAUACCUUCUACUCGAGCCGACACGACACUCCGGAAUCCAACAUGGUGUCUCGACUUCCCAACGAGUCCGAAGAUGAAGAGAUGCGAGAGGGGUCGCCGUACGAGCCGGAACUCGAUUUCGAACCUGCCGACCCAGUGCGGCCUGCUCAGCCGGCUUCGUUGCCUACACAAACUGUACCCGGUCUUGCCGCGUCGCAGAAUCAGCAACAAGUAAAUGCUCCCGCGCCGGUGCAAGCAUCGUCGGCGGCUGCGAUAACAGUUCCUGGCCUGUCCAUCGGCGCAAGUGGCUCUACAACGAUCUCCCAGCCUCGAGGAGCAGAGAUUGCGGGUGCAGUACAGAACAGUUCACAGAGUCGGUCGGGAGAUCUAGGCCAAGCAGAAAACGGGCAGCUGAGCGCCGCACAAGAUUUUGCUCAGGUAAAUGAGCGAUUGCUCGACCACGCUCGGGCUCGCGAACCCCCUCUUGUUCGUGCCCAUGAUCUUUCUCCCGUUGCUCCCCAGCCCACCCAUGUUGUCACUUCCUCGGCUAUUGCAAGGGAGCCGCAAUCAGCUGCAACAGAGCCUAGUGGCGGCCAUCAAGCGGCGCCUGCGCAGGUUGCUGCACUUAGAAAACAGGGGUCGCAUGGCUCUAGCCCAGAGAGCUCUCCUCACGGCAGCAGAGGUUCGGAAAAGAAGAAAAACAAGAAGAAGAAGAGGAAGGCUGAUCGGCUCGCUGUCGAGACCGCGGCCGCAUCACCAUACAUCAAGCCUGAACCCCGUUCCGCUUCGCCUUUGACCCCUCAGGAUGCUCGCCCCAGCAAGCGGCAGCGGUACUCGCAACAGCAACCGUUGGAGGUCCAUGAUGACGAGGCUAGGUAUGAACCGCAAAUGCCACUCGAGGAAGGCUAUCCGGAGCGCUACCAACCCAGAGUCGUUAGGCAGGAACGGGUUGUGGGCUAUGAGAGAGCCGAUGACUAUCGCCCUCAUCACGGUGAAGAGCCCAUCCUUGUCACUUCCCCGAGGUACGAGAGACUCUACUACGAUGAGUACAGAGCAGCGCACCCUCCCAGCAGCUUCCCAGCCGGGGCAGAGUCGGCACAGUACGUCCCUAGGGAAGUGCGGACCGUGCGGCCCGCAUCCCGCAUCCUUGAGCCUCCGCACGAGGAGGUGGCUACUUACUAUCGCGACACACGGGCUGUAUCCAGGAUGAGUGUGCGUCCCCCAGCAUAUCCCGAACGCUCGCAAUCGCCGGUCGGCUAUGAGCGGCCGCCUGUGGCAAUGCCUCCCCCGAGGGCCCCGCCUCGGCGCAUCAUCGUCGAUGCAUAUGGUCGUGAGUAUCUGGAGCCAGCCCGCCCCGCAACCAUCAUUAGAGAGGAGGUUGUCGCGGAGCCCAGAGGGCCGUACGAACGAGUUCUGCCUCCACGCGCCGUCUCCCGUCGGGUCGACCUGCUUGACGAUGAUGCGGUACUGUACCACACAGGCUCGCCGGCAUAUGCAGCGCCCAGGCGUGUGGUCACGCAACCGGACUCUCCCUACCGGGAGGGUGCUGGUCCAAGCAACGCCAUGGCGCCUCCGCCCAGUGAGUACCUGCCAUCACGUGCCCGUGCGUCUACCACCCGCCCUGCUGUGGAAUCGUCUCGCUACGACCCGCCUUCUGCCUACGAGAGGAUCCCAGCACCCAUUGACGACCGUCCGCCACCGCGGGAAUACUUCCGAGCGGCCAGUGCUCGCCCAGCAGACGGUGUCACCCGCUAUGAAGUCCCCGUGGCCUAUGAGCGACGCCUGGGACCGGAUGACGCCAUUCCCAUGUCGGCGCGAGAUUAUGCUCAUCCGCAUCCACCACCACCUCUGAGACCCGCGAGUGUCCGCCCUGGUGCGGAGGCCACGGCCAGGCAUGAAGGGCCGAGGGAUUAUGGAAUGCGAAGGGCAGAGUAUGGUCCUGCUGUUUCUGCCGCACCGGGCGCUUCAGUGGGCUAUCAAGACGUAAGAAGGGAAGCGAUGCCGCCUCCGCCGCCAGCGGGAAGGGCAUACAGUGCCAUGCCGGGUGAGGGGCCGCCGCCGCAGGCUAUACAUAGGGAGUAUGUCGCGCAAGGUCCUCAUCAACCAGUGGAGAGGUAUUAUGGGCGUCCACCGCCGUCGGCGAGGGAGGAUGAGGAGGUGGUGUUCUUAGAUCGGCCUCCGCUGCCGAGGGAUGGGUAUCGCGAGAUGCGGUAA
Molecule: messenger RNA, 2898 nt
Organism: Chaetomium strumarium
Lineage: Eukaryota; Fungi; Ascomycota; Sordariomycetes; Sordariales; Chaetomiaceae
Exons: 1
Coding region: 1-2898 (965 amino acids)
Source: RefSeq, a predicted model, not a curated record